Molecule: messenger RNA, 1341 nt
Organism: Tricharina praecox
Lineage: Eukaryota; Fungi; Ascomycota; Pezizomycetes; Pezizales; Pyronemataceae
Product: kinase-like domain-containing protein
Exons: 5
Coding region: 188-1240 (350 amino acids)
Biological process (GO): intracellular signal transduction; protein phosphorylation
Cellular component (GO): nucleus; cytoplasm
Molecular function (GO): ATP binding; MAP kinase activity
Source: RefSeq, a predicted model, not a curated record
CGCGCGCCCUGCCCUUUACCUUCUCCCGAGUCCGAUCCUUUGUCUGCUCAUCACCUCACAUCGCAUCCCUAGACCAUCUUCACGACCGUGAGCUGCGACGAAACUGAAACAUAAGCAGCAAAUUUCUUCUCGGAUAUCUUAGACGGAAACCCCCCGUAUCCAUCGGCCAGAGGAAACCUCUGCAAAGAUGUCUCAACGACAUGGCUCGAGAAAGAUCAGCUUCAACGUAAGCGAUCAAUAUGAGAUCUUGGACGUUGUUGGAGAGGGAGCCUACGGAGUUGUCUGUUCGGCUCUUCAUAAGCCUUCGGGACAGAAAGUCGCUAUCAAGAAGAUCACCCCCUUCGACCACAGCAUGUUCUGUCUCAGAACCUUGCGCGAGAUGAAACUCUUGAGAUACUUCAACCACGAGAACAUCAUCAGCAUCCUCGAUAUCCAGAAACCCAGGGAUUUCGAUUCCUUCACCGAGGUUUACUUGAUCCAGGAGCUCAUGGAGACGGACAUGCACCGUGUGAUCAGGACCCAAGACUUGUCGGACGAUCACUGUCAAUACUUCAUCUACCAGACGCUGCGCGCGCUCAAGGCCAUGCACUCGGCGAACGUUCUGCACCGCGACCUCAAGCCAUCGAACCUCCUUCUGAACGCUAACUGCGAUCUGAAAGUCUGCGACUUUGGUCUCGCCAGGUCUGCCGCUAGCACCGAGGAUAACUCGGGAUUCAUGACGGAGUACGUGGCGACUCGUUGGUACCGUGCGCCGGAGAUCAUGUUGACCUUCAAGGAGUAUACGAAGGCCAUUGACGUGUGGAGUGUUGGAUGCAUCUUGGCCGAGAUGCUGAGCGGCAAGCCUCUAUUCCCUGGAAAGGAUUACCAUCACCAGCUCACGCUUAUCCUCGACGUCCUCGGUACCCCUACCAUGGAGGACUACUACGGAAUCAAGUCCCGCCGCGCCAGAGAGUACAUCCGCUCUCUGCCAUUCAAGAAGAGGGUCCCGUUCGCCUCCAUGUUCCCCAAGACUUCACCGCAGGCUCUCGACCUGCUGGAGAAAUUGCUGGCCUUCAACCCGGCCAAGCGUAUCAAUGUCGAGGAUGCCCUGCGACACCCGUACUUGGAGCCGUACCACGACCCCGAGGAUGAGCCCACUGCGCCCCCGAUCCCCGAUGAGUUCUUCGACUUUGACAGGCGGAAGGACGAUCUGUCCAAGGAACAGCUCAAGACCCUCAUCUACGAGGAGAUCAUGCGGUAGGGGGUGGUUUUAUUUGGUUAACCUUGAUUUGGUGCCUUUUUUUGUGGUUGAAUACCCAACAUGUGUAUUUUCUUUCUUUGUUGAUGUGUAAAUCGAGUGUU